Mesorhabditis belari is the source of this 1002-nucleotide messenger RNA. NCBI's taxonomy places the organism in Eukaryota, Metazoa, Nematoda, Chromadorea, Rhabditida, Rhabditidae. The record is from the annotation of a GenBank genome assembly.
AUGCUAGGUGGUGGGCGAAGCAGUAUGCUGGCGGCGGGUCGACUGGCGGUGAGAGCCGUUUUUUCUGCGGGAGCUGUUGAUUUUGCCUCGGCCACUUGCACAGAAACACCAUCAUCAUGCCAGGGUGCUCGACACUUCACAACGACAGCUUGUAAAGAACAAGCGACAGUGAAAGUUCAACACGAAACUCAAUCCGAAGUCCCAACUCCACUCGCAGGCGUUCAUGCGUCACAAUGCGGAUUUGCGAAAACAAUGAAAGGCGGUCCGAGCAAGGUGCUGGAACAAGGGAUUUACGGUGAAGAUGCGUGCUUCGUUUCUACACAUAAAAAUACCUGUGUUGUUGGAGUCGCUGAUGGAGUUGGCGGUUGGCGAAAAUACGGAAUUGAUCCAUCAAAGUUCUCCUCGAAAUUGAUGCGUGAAUGUGAAAAAGUUGUGGAAAAGGGAGAAUUUGAACCGUCGGAGCCGAAAAAGAUCCUCGAUAGGGCGUUUAUUGCAAUGAGUGAUCCACCGCGUCCAAUUGGCUCAUCAACAGCUUGUAUCCUCAUCGUUCAUCAGCACACACUUUAUAGUGCAAACUUGGGUGACUCGGGGUUUAUCGUUGUGCGCGGGGGAAAGGUCUUGGCAAGAAGCACCGAGCAAGUCCACUACUUCAACGCUCCAUUUCAACUUUCUUUACUACCAGAUGGAUACGAGGGAGCGUUUGGUGACACACCGGAUAAAGCGGAAGAAGCGACGAUUGAAUUGCAGAAAGGUGACAUAAUUGUACUCGCAACGGAUGGUCUUUGGGAUAAUGUGCCUGAACAGACAGUGAUUGAGCAACUCCGGCUGCUAAGUGGGCCUGCUGAGAUCUCGAAGGUUUGCAACAGUUUGGCUCUAACAGCAAGAAGGUUGGCUUUCGACUCACGUACGCAGUCUCCAUUCUCGAAAAAGGCGCUCGCUCAAGGCUACAACUAUCCCGGAGGAAAACCCGAUGAUAUCACUCUCGUCCUCUUGCUCAUUGUC